Molecule: messenger RNA, 1824 nt
Organism: Durio zibethinus
Lineage: Eukaryota; Viridiplantae; Streptophyta; Magnoliopsida; Malvales; Malvaceae
Source: RefSeq, a predicted model, not a curated record
UGCGUUUUCCAAUUUUUACAACAAGAAAGGAGACUAAAAAAGUCGCUGACAUUGUCAAUUUGUGGAUUCUAAUUUCAAAACGUUACGUUAUCUACGUUAUUUUAUCUCUAUUAUUAUUAUUAUUAUCUUCACCUUUCUUGUAGUAAUUAUCUUUUGAGGUGCAAAAAGACAACGCAGAUUCCUAUAAUUCCACGUUGUUUCAAAUCUUGAAGAAUAUUACAACUCAGAUUCAAUCUCAAAUCCUUUCUUGUUCAUUCUUGCAUUCAUAACUAGACAAAGCUUGACCCAUGGCUUCUCUGAAUUUCUCUCGGGUUGGCUGCAACAACAGGAACUCCAUUUCUGACUUUGCUGUAACUCGCCAUGAUCGUCCGACUUUGACUCGCCCCAGUCGAGUUGGGUUCAAGGUUUUUGCUUCAGAUUCACAAGCUGAGCCUGAUUUGAGUGUGUAUGUGAAUGGUCUCCAAAUGCCCAAUCCGUUUGUAAUCGGGUCGGGUCCACCCGGCACCAAUUACACCGUCAUGAAGAGAGCCUUUGAUGAAGGCUGGGGUGCUGUGAUUGCCAAGACUGUGUCACUAGAUGCUGCCAAGGUUAUCAAUGUAACUCCUAGGUAUGCCCGGCUACGAGCAGGAGCAAAUGGCUCAGCCAAAGGACAGAUAAUUGGGUGGGAGAACAUUGAACUUAUCAGUGACCGCCCUCUUGAAACUAUGUUAAAAGAAUUUAAGCAACUGAAAAAAGAGUAUCCAGAUAGGAUUCUCAUUGCCUCUAUUAUGGAGGAGUAUGAAAAAGCUGCCUGGGAAGAACUUAUUGAUCGAGUGGAGCAAACUGGGAUUGAUGCCAUUGAAAUUAAUUUCUCAUGCCCUCAUGGCAUGCCUGAGCGUAAAAUGGGUGCAGCAGUUGGGCAAGAUUGUGCAUUGUUGGAGGAAGUUUGUGGAUGGAUAAAUGCAAAAGCGACUGUUCCUGUAUGGGCAAAGAUGACUCCUAACAUCACUGAUAUCACAGAGCCAGCAAGGGUGGCUUUAAGUUCAGGAUGUGAGGGGGUAUCUGCUAUUAAUACAAUCAUGAGUGUGAUGGGAAUCAACCUUGAUACUUUACGUCCAGAGCCUUGUGUUGAGGGCUACUCAACUCCUGGGGGUUAUUCUUGCAAAGCAGUUCAUCCUAUUGCACUUGCCAAAGUAAUGAGCAUUGCAAAAAUGAUAAAUUUGGAAUUUAACAACAAGGAGUACUCACUUUCUGGCAUUGGGGGUGUUGAGACAGGGGGUGAUUCUGCUGAAUUUGUUCUGCUUGGAGCAAAUACUGUUCAGGUCUGUACAGGUGUUAUGAUGCAUGGCUAUGGCCUUGUGAAGAAACUAUCUGCAGGGCUAAAGGAUUUCAUGAAAAAGCACAAUUUCUCAUCAAUAGAAGAUUUCAGAGGGGCUUCCCUUCAAUAUUUUACAACUCAUACAGAUUUAGUGCGAAGGCAGCGAGAAGCAAUUCAAGAGAGGAAAGCUGUUAAGAAAGGUUUGCAGUCUGACAAAGAUUGGACAGGAGAUGGCUUUGUGAAAGAGACCGAGAGCAUGGUUUCUAACUAAUCGCACUGCCGAAGUAAGACUUCUCUACUGUAUAAUUAAAAACAAAUGGUGGUUUAGUUGUAUCUGGUUGGUAGAUGUCUAUCUUGUUCUUUGCAUCUCAGAAAGGGUUAAUUAUAUGAAUGAUUGAAGGUGGUGAUGUAAAACCAAAACACAAGAUUAUUUCACGGUCAAAUUGUUAAUAAGUGCAGCUGUUUCAUGUAGCAUGUGCUGUUUUUAUUCUGGAAGCAAAAAAGAACUGAAGUGAUUUCAUCCAAAA